Messenger RNA from Haemonchus placei, 1293 nucleotides. Lineage: Eukaryota; Metazoa; Nematoda; Chromadorea; Rhabditida; Trichostrongylidae. The record is from the annotation of a GenBank genome assembly.
CCUGAAAUGUUUUCUGCUUUGCAAUGGCACGAUGUCAAUACACCACUACUAAUCUCUGCCUGGUUAUUCCUUAUAAUUAUGGCCAGAAUUUUAUUCCAUCGAUCAAAUGUGUUGGCCAAGAUCUUUCCGGAAUCCGCCCUACUGAUUGUACUUGGACUAAUUGUCGGUCUAAUACUUGACAAAUUAUGGGUCAUGGACAUUUACUUACAUCCAGACCUUUUCUUUCUCUAUCUAUUACCACCUAUUGCACUUGAUGCCGGUUAUUUUCUGCCAAAUAACGCAUUUUUCACAAAUCUCGGAACCAUACUACUAUAUGCAGUUGUUGGUACUGUAUUCAACAUAAUCACAAUUGCUGGUGUUAUCUACGCGUUUGCACCACUCUAUGAAUGGUCCCUGCCAUUUAUCGAUAUCCUACUAUUUGCGACCCUGAUUUCGGCUGUCGACCCGGUCGCCGUACUUUCCGUAUUCGAGGAAAUCCAUGUCAAUCAACUGCUAUACAUUUGCGUCUUCGGUGAAUCACUGCUCAAUGACGCUGUUACAGUCGUGCUAUAUCAUUCACUCUCGUCCAUGGCGAAAAUCGGAAGUGAAAACUUGAUUCGAGAAGAUUUUGUUCAUGCAUUUAUUAAUUUUGCUAUGGUAUCUACUGGUGGCAUACUGAUUGGGCUCGUCUGGGUCUGUGUGACCGCAUUCGCAACAAAAUGGUCAUAUGACGUACCGAUUCUCCAACCACUGGUUUGCCUGUUUUUUCCGUAUUUGUCAUAUCUGAUUUCGGAAAGUGUUCAUAUGUCAGGAAUUCUUGCGAUUGUCACAUGCGGUCUCAUGAUGAAACCAUACAUUUCCGGUAAUUUGAAUGAAAAAGCAUUAACGACCGUGAAAUAUUUCCUGAAGACAUUGUCUUCGUGUUGUGAAGCGAUCAUUUUUGUCUUCCUUGGCCUGUCAACUUUUUCAAAGAAUCACACAUGGGAUUUGAUGUUCGCCCUGGUUACCGUUACAGCAUGCAUUUUUUGCAGGUUUAUCGGUGUGAUGAUUCUAACGUGGAUCGCUAAUGGAAAAAGAGUUCAAAAAAUUGGCUUGAUGGAUCAGGUGAUAAUGGGUUAUGGCGGUCUACGUGGAGCGAUCUGUUACGGUCUAGUGAUGACAUUAGAUAGGGAUGCAAUACCAGCCAAGGAUAUGUUGGUUUCGACUACGGUAGUGGUCAUUGUUGUGACCGUAUUCUUCCAGGUUUUUUUAUUUCUAUUUUUUGAAAAAUUCAAAUUAUUCAUGGUAGUCUGGGCAAAUUAUUUUAUGGACUAG